GUGGAAAUGGCGGACUCUGAGGUCUACGAGGAAUAGCAGUGUGAAGCCAGGGUAGAACAGAUUCUAGCUCGUAGGACGACCAGCAAAGGCAGGAUCGAGUACUUGGUGAGUUGGAAAGGCUUCGACAGUAGCUGGGAUACUUGGGAGCCAGUGUCAAACCUUGGUAAUUGCAUGGACAGAGUCGAGGCAUAUAACGACAGAAUGGCUGCUGCUCUCAUACAACAGAAAGCUCAGUCUGACACCAAGAGAAAAAAACAGCCGUUACAUGGCGUGAAACACUCUGAAAGUGGAAUGAAAUCUGGUGGUAAAAAACUUUCUAACACCUGUAAAAUUAUGAUAAAAAAUGAUUACUUAAAAGUGAAAAAUAAGGCAUCCCAGGGCAAUUCCUCAAAGAAAACUGGGGCCAAGGUACCAGACAAGGCCAAGGGGCAUUCUUCACAUGGCAAGAAGAAGUCUAGGACAGUGAACAACACAUUUGAUUCUGACAGUGAUGAUGACUCCGUGAGGUACUCUCUCAGUGUAGAUCUCAAGUCAAAAAUGGAGGCUAAAAGUGGGAACCAAAAGAAAGGUUCCAAGAAUGGGAAAAAGACAAAUACGUCAAGUGCCUCUCUUAAGCAGCAAAUGGAGAAGGCCAAAAAGACAGCCUAUGAACCAAAGAGUGAAGAGCAAAGAAUUUAUGACAUUAUAAAUAAGAGUGCCAAAUAUGCCAAAAAAUCUCCAGAGAAGGUUCUGCGUUCUGGAAAAAGCAUCUUGAAUGGCAGAGUUUGCAAAAAACUAAAGCUUGAAGAUGGGGAGGCAGGGCAUGAGAGCAAGCCUGUGAUUGGUCAGACUGGUACUAUAGCUGAUCACAUGGUAAUUGACCCUGAGAUCUCAUUCAAGAGCACAUCCAGUGUGUCAAGUGGGUCACCAAAGAGGAGGAUUUCUCUUCUGGACAGUUGGCGAGGGAAGAACGGAAUUAAGCAAGAACCCAUCACACCAUAUGGGACACCACCUCAGGGAUCAGGACGUCUCACACCCCGCCUGCCUACUCCUAUACAUCCUGGUAGUGGGGCCAGCUUGUAUAGAACACCUCCAACGUCUCCAAGGAUAGCAAGGUCAAGAUCAAAUACACCUACCAGUUUCCGGCCUGUGAGUCCAGGCUCCGCUCAGACCCAUCACUUUUUGUCAGACUUCCCCAAGAUCCCAGUUAUCCCAGUGUUCUCCAGUAGCCCCUCGACUGCGUCCUACAAGGCUUUUCUUGCCUCACUUCCAAAGAAGUUCUCCAAUAAUAGGAGUCUUAAAAAGAGGUGUGUGGACUCGGACAGUGAUUCAGACUCAGAAGAAGGGGUGGGAGAUGUGCGUCGUCUCAGCGUGCGGCAAAGCGAGUGCGCAUACAAAUAUAAGGAAAUAGUUGUGAAAAAGUGCUCAGGUUACACACAGAUCUGGCUUUUCACGAACACUCCAGCAAGAAAUGCUCUUAAUCCUCAGGUAUUUGAAGAACUCAAACAGGCUUUGUACAAUGCCAAGUUUGAUGACAGUGGCCUGGUCAUGCUGAGUGGGUCUGGAAACAUUUUCUCCUCUGGCGUAGACCUACCCUAUCUUCUGACCAAUGAUAAAAGAAUCAGUGCUAGGAAAAUGGCAGAAGCCAUAAGGGAGUUUAUCAAUGCAAUGGUUGCCUUCCCUAAACCCAUAGUGGCGGCAGUGAAUGGCCCAGCAGUAGGACUGGGUAUGGCCAUCCUGCCACUGUGUGAUAUAGUAUAUGCCAGCGACAAAGCCUCCUUCUAUGCCCCAUAUGGCCGCCUUGCUCAAACACCUGAGGGUUGCUCUUCCUUCACUUUUCCCAAUGUGAUGGGAACGGCUAUGGCCAAUGAGCUUCUUCUCGCUGGGCGUAAACUGACUGCCAUUGAGGCGUACCAGAUAGGUCUUGUGUCCCAGGUAUUCUGGCCCACUUCCAUGAUGCAGGAGGUGAUCCCCAGGGUGGAGAACAUGGCAACAUAUUCAGCAAAGGCUUUGGAAGCUUCGAAACUUUUGAUCCACAGCCACCGCCGUGCUAAACUAGAAUACACCAAUGAGAGUGAGUGUAACAUGCUGCAGGAACGCUGGUCCAGCCCUGAGUGUCAGAAAGCUAUGAGGGCCUAUCUGGAGGAUGAACAGGAUCUUCUGUUUUAGAUGAACUAUUUUUGUGUUUUAGGGUGUGUCAGAGUGACAAGAAAAAGAAAUGAAAUAGGUUUCAGGCUUUAGGAUGGAGAGCCACUAUAUUAAGUGUGUCAAAUGGCAGUGGGAAUAUUCAAAGAAACAACAAUUCUCCCAUGAAAAAAGCUUGUUCAUGGUCUUAAGAUAAUAAAAUAAAAAAGAUAUUUGGUCUUUUAAGUCACAAGGAACUGUUUUAACAUUUUUUUCUGAUGAAUUGUAUCACCUGUGUUGCUGGUUUAUUGUGUGAUAUUGAACUGACUAUGUCUUGGGUAUGAAGAUUUAUAGUUUCUGUGCUUGGUUGAUAUUAGAACAUGGAUAAUUCAUGUUGUAUUUUAGUUAAAAAUUUAACCACAAUUGAGAUAUGUCCCAUCUUCUGCUGUGGGGAAUGGUUUUCCCAGCAAACCAUCCAGCUGUCAUUUGGACGGCCGCCAGAAUCACCAGAUGGCCUAUGUUUUCAAAGAUGGCUGGACAGCUUAUGGAUUUGUUGGAAAUAUGACAGCUUUAGGCAUACUUGGACUCCCUGAAAUUUUGUAGGAAAUUACAGAUGGUAAUUUUUGACGGCCUGCACCCCCAAUCCUAGGAAAAGCCCUGACUGUGAUUAUGGAGUUUAACCACUGUCUAAUCAUUUGAAUUGUAAUAUGCAACAGUUUUUAGGCCUAAUAGCAGACAGAAAAAAAGCAGCACUACAACAUAAGAGAUAUUAAGUUUGUUUGUCUGAUCUCUUUGCUGCCAUGACAUUAAAAAGGAUUUGCUUCAUUACUUCCUGAACCCUUCCUUUGAAGGAUUUAAGCAAAUUUAUCGAUUAAGCUAGUUUACAAGUGAGAUAUAAAUUUGCCAUGACUUUGUUAUGUGUGAAUGAAAUUAAUUUUAUCUAGAAAAAGAAGUGUUAUAAAAUAUUUUGCUCAUGAAUGUACAAUGAUGCUGAAUUCAGAAUUUUUCUGAUGUCUGACUGAAAGUGAAUAAUAUGAAAUUAGAAUAUGAAAAUAGAUGAUCAACAUAAUCAUAAAAUUAUCUGUAAUUAAUAUUGGUGCCCUAGUACCUGCCUUUUCUUAAGUAAAAAGAUGAAUUAUGACAUGAGAUAUUUAUGUACUUUCAUAAUUGCCUCAAUUUUUUUUUCUUUUUUGAUACUUUGAAGAUUCAUAUUAUUUAGUUACUUGCAUGUAAUGUUCUUUCCCAGUUCUUCAUUCUUUUUUAGUAUGAUUAACAAAAGGUUGUUUUUGGGAAUUAAAAUUUAAUAAGUAAUUGCAAAGCCAAAUAAUUGCUAGAUGCAUGUCAAAAUCAUUUACAUAUUUUCUCAUAAUCACAGUGACAAAUUUAAGAUCUUUUAUGGCAAAAGGCCAUUAUAUAUAUUUUUUUCUUCAAAUAAGUUUUUUUGCUGAUAUGCAAGUUAAGUAUGUUAUAAAAAUAAAUUACUGACAGUUUCAUGUUCAGGGACAUUAAGACAUUAUUAUAGUAGAGGUAAAAAAAGGGACCAAUUAGCAACAAAAUCUAGACGUGUUCACAGUGGCUCCAACUUGAUCCAUGAUGGACCUUAGUGACAUCAGCAAACAAGUUAAUCAGAUUUUGACUGCCAUUGUACCUAAGAAGUUAAAAUUCAUGUGAGACAUUCUCUUGACAUUAGUCUAUUUUGGGUUAAAGUUAGACCAGUUUUAAUUCAGCCUACGAGCAAAUAUAAUAAGGUAGAGUUACAAUAAGAGUCACAGGUACUUUUCCCAUCAGAGUUUGGGAGCAGUGUACAAGAUGCACACUUUGUAGUUUGGCAUAUGUUAUUAUAAAAGGUAUGUUAGUUUGUUCAUUUCAAGACUAUGUUAUAUGACCAUAUCAAAAGAUGCUUUACGUCAAGACUGACUUGUGCAAAGAUAUUAUCCAUAAAACAACUGCAGCAAUUAAACAGGCAGCUAGUGAAGGAUGCACAGAAAAGCAAAGUUUGAGGCAACAUAAAUCAACGCAAAAGUUUGGCAUCAGUAGCAGGCCCGUAGCCAGCAAUUUCAGAGGGGGGAUUCAUUUCUGAAAAAGUGGAACUUUUACCAGAAAAUCCUCAAGUGCAUAUAUCAAAUUUUACCCAAAGUGGACCUUUUCCCAGCAAAAAGGGUGGUUCUUUCUAACCCCCCCUCAACCCUCCCCUGGCUACGGGCCUGAGUAGACUAUUUUAAUAGACAGUUAUUAAAAUACACAUGGUUGUUUACUGUUACAUGUGUGGGUGAUGUUGUUUGGUAAUUAGUUACUUGUUUUUGAGUUUAAAAUGGGAUUGAUACUUGUAUGGUGUAUCACAGUGACACGCCUGUUGUUUUAAAGAGCAUAGUCCAUUAAAUGUAUUCCAGACAAAGAAUGUGUACUCAGAUGCUGGUAAGAAUUAUAAAAAAUUACCUUAUAGGUGGUCAGUAAGUUUUGUUUGUUUUUGUUUAAGUGAAUGUGUACAGUUAUGAGUGACUAUUUUCAGAAUACAUUAUUUAUUUCUACAUCAAAAAUGUAACGUACUGUCUUUAAGUUAAUACAUUGUUAUGGACAGGAACUCGUUUUAGAAUGUACAUAAAUGAGUUAUUUAUUUUUCCUGGAAAAAGUGUAACUAGCACUGCAUAAAUAAAAUGUACCGAACAAAAUGUUAUUUCAUUUUUUUUCCUUCUUUCUGAGCUCUCUCAAGGUUUCCACCAGAUGUGGAACGUAUGGUUUAUUUUGCAAUGUAACAGUCAGGAAUAUGGUGGCUUCAUCUAAUUCAUUUUGGAUCGUUGUGUGAGUUAAUGUUCAUCUCUUAAACAUGUGUGUCAUCACCAUCAAGCCUUCCCCAAAGAAGAAAUUAAAAAGACACAUAUUGUUCAGGCCUGUAGCCAGGAAUUCAAAAGGGUUUUUUUUUCAG
This is a messenger RNA of Lingula anatina, 5026 nucleotides long. RefSeq lists its product as uncharacterized. NCBI's taxonomy places the organism in Eukaryota, Metazoa, Brachiopoda, Lingulata, Lingulida, Lingulidae. Gene Ontology annotation, cellular component: nucleus. The record is from RefSeq and is a predicted model, not a curated record. Gene Ontology annotation, molecular function: transcription corepressor activity.